Messenger RNA from Scylla paramamosain (green mud crab), 10975 nucleotides. It is a transcript of the gene klar, whose product is annotated as klarsicht protein-like. NCBI's taxonomy places the organism in Eukaryota, Metazoa, Arthropoda, Malacostraca, Decapoda, Portunidae. The record is from RefSeq and is a predicted model, not a curated record. Gene Ontology annotation, cellular component: membrane; nuclear envelope; perinuclear region of cytoplasm. Gene Ontology annotation, molecular function: kinesin binding. Gene Ontology annotation, biological process: nucleus organization; cytoskeleton organization; nuclear migration. Bases 1763 to 7327 code for a protein of 1854 amino acids. The transcript is spliced from 8 exons.
GGUGGAAAGGAGCAGAGUUGUGUGAUGUCCUUGGGUUUCGCCACCCCACCAGCUUGAGGAGGCUGAUGAGGCGGUGCUGGAGGCCACGGCACUGCUAGGGGCGAUGCCUCCCAAAACAAGCCUGGCCCUGCCUCCCGCUCCGCCUCUUGGCACUCAAAUAACCACGUGAUGUCGCUCAGUUUUGCGAGUGCCAUCGAAGGGUGAACGGCGCUGUGCUUCGCUGCACCUGUAACUUUCUGAGACCAGUGUCAGAAGAUUGAGAGUGUCGUGCACUGAACGUGUGGAGGUCAAGUGUUGAGACGGAAGACAUCUUAGUGUGUACCACUGGUGUGCGGCCUGAGCAGUGUGUGUGUGUCCGUGCAGGCAGUGGAGCGCUUGGAUUAGAAACCAGUUGGUGUUUCCACGUAACUACACAGUUAAAGAGAACAUGAACGUAUCCAAGCCAGUGUGCGUGAGGAGUGCUGAGUUAAGGAAAGUUGGACGCGGGUGACGGGCGGGGCAGAAAUGUGAUUCAUGAGACUGCAUAAAGAUUCUCUUCCCGCUCUUCCCGCCAGCCAACACACGUGGCUUGGAGAGUGCCGACGCUGCAUUCCCUUACUGUAUCUUCUGCGUGACUUAACCUCCCUUAUCCUUCUGCCUCGCCUCAUCUAUCACCUCCCUCAGCACGCCCACAUCACUUAAUUCUUUCCUCUCCAUCUCAUGCUGCUUCCCUCAAGUAUUCAGCCUCCCUCUGCAGCUCGUUUACCAUACCUCCCCGCAGCCCGUCUGGCGUCCCCUCUGACAUCCUACUCGGGUUGGUGGUGAAGUAAUUCAACCCUGCCCAUUAUUCUGCCGGACACGUGGACAGAGCCGUACCUCCUCCUCCUCCUCCUUUUCCUCCUCUUCUAAGUGCGAGGAAUUUUAGUAUCUAUGUGAAAGCGUGAAAAAAAUCGUUCUUCUUUGCGCGUCAUUUGCUUACUCAACUUCCUUUCUUUCCAUCCUUCCUCUCCCUCUCUCCCCCAUUCCCCCCCUCUCAUCUUUUCCCUUUCCUUCAACCCCGUGGCCUCUCCACCCACGUGUUGCCUCCCUCCCUCCCUCCCUCCCUCCCUCCCGCGCAGCCCCAGGACGUGUGAUGUCAUUGGGGAGGGUGAAGGCCUUAGGGGACGCCACCUGGGGGUCUGCUGUGUUGUUGUCAUAGUCUCGUGCUCAUUUCCACAUCUUGCUUGCCUUGUAACUUGACGCUGUAACUCGUUUGGUCCUUUCCAUUGCUUGUUUACAAUUCUAACGUUCAUUUCUUCUGUUCUUUCACAUCUACUUUAUAUACCCUCUUUCUUAUCUUUUCUGAAUCCUCCUCCUCCUCCUCCUCCACACUACAUCUGCACACCAGCUGAUCUUUAGACAGGAAAUACCGGUGAUUAAUUAUCGUGUUGACUCUCCAUUUGUCUCAGUCGUUCCUUUCCUCCGCUUUUUACCUCUUUUCUCUCCUCUCGUGCGACCUGCGUAUUGCAACAAACAUCAACACUCAUCCACUUGCCGCGGCACGGACACCUCUGAACAGGACGCGCGCUCUCAUACACACUUGAGACUAUAACAGGAAGAGAUUUCACGCCUCGUUUUCUCCCUCUAGGUGUUGCAGGGCAGGUCUUGAAUAUUCUUUUUGCCUGUGAAGGAAGCAAAUGAGGUGAGGUGACUAGAAAACUUAUUAAACGUUGUGACGCACAUGAAAGACGGUUCUGCUCCUCGUCUUGGCGGCUCCUUAAGCUGAGCAUCGUGCGUCACCGUGAUGGGACCGAGGCGGGAAAAGAUGCGUGAGUUCCGGCGGCAGGGGGAUCCAACCUUCCCGCCCGCCGUUAAGCCCGCCGUCAAGUCUCGACCCUCGAAGCCGCCCCCUCCCCGCCCCUCCGAACCUCCUCCCGCCAUCCCCACCGAAUCUUCCGCCUCCCCUCAAAAGGAGUUUCCUGCCAUCUCUGAUCUCACUCCCACUCGCCCUCCUGAAGGAGUUCUCAAAGGGCACAAAGGCCGCAGGAAGGGGAAAAACAAGAAAGACCUUCGUGUGUCCUUUGACAUGGAGAACACUCAGGAGAGGAUAGUGCCGGUGACGGAGGAGGAGGAGGCGGUGGUGGAGUGUUGGGAGGACCUUAGUGACGGGGACGCCUGGGCUUCUGGCGCGCUCCAGGGCUUUGAUAACUCUAGUGACGGACGCGAUGACUCCCAGGGUACGGGCGGCGGGGAACAACGACUGAGCGAAAUGGCUGAGUCCCUGGAGGGGUUCACCUACUUCGGCGUCAGCUACUCAGAUGACAAACAAGAGGACGAGGGCCUUGACCCGCAGGAGUGUUACCCCAGCGCCGAUUUGAUUGACAGUGGAGAAGUGACUUACACUCACCAGAGGGGAUUGGUGACUGACUUGGAUAUCAUGGAGGCGCCGGUCGAUACCAGUCUAGACACAGGACUGACUGAUGUAAAUUACCCGGAAAGAGUAACUGACGUGAGUCCUCUUGAAGGGGUCACUGACAUGAGUCACUCAGACGAAGUGUAUGAGGUGAGUCACAAAGAGGGACUGACUGAUGUGAGCCAGCCAGAUGAAUUGAAUGAUGUGAGUGUACUGUCAUUAGAAGUAAGCCACGAUCAGCUCAGCCACAUUGAAGAAGUGACUGACAUGAGCAAUCCGGAGCAACUGACUAACGCCACUAACUUUGUUGAACUAAAGGAUGAAAUUGGCAAUGAAGAAUUACCGACUGAUGUUAAGUUAUCUGAUGAAGUGAGCAGCAUGAGUCAGUUAGAAGGACUGACUGACAUAAACCAUCUUGAAGGUUUGACUGACGUAACGUUUCCAGAGGAAUUGAGUGACACGAGUCAGCUUGAAGAAAUGACUUGCUCAACAGAAUCAUCAAAUCUGUGUCAUCCUGAAGGAGUCACAGAUGUGAGUCCUCCAGAGGGGCUGAUUGAUGAGAGUUACUCAGAGAAUGCGUCUGAACCGAGUCAUCUUGAGGAACCAAGUGACUUGAAUAAUUCAAAAGAAAGUGACGUGCGUCAACUCAGAGCACAGACUGAGGUUACUUACCCAGGUGUAGUGGAUGACAAUAAUCUUCAUUCACUUGAUGUAAGUCAUGAUGAACUGAACAGCUGCGAAGGACCGGCAAGCGUAAGUCAACCCGAGAAGCUGACAGCCUUGACUUCAGAGGAAUUGUAUAGUGGCAGCAGUAAUGAGAGACUGAUUGGCAUAAAUCCUGAUGACAUGACGGCAGUGAGUCGUGACAGAGUGAAUGACCAGGCGGCGCUCACUGGGCAUCAGGGAGACGCUCUCUUCGUCGUGAAUGACACAGAUAUCUUGGCUGGUGAGUCCCUCAUUGAGACACCUGGUACUGGUGAUGAAGGGUCCUGCUCCUUCCCCACCAUCGUGAGUGAGGCUGACCGCCAUACUGGGCCUGCCAUGAGCCUCGCCUGCCGGGAUGAAACACCGCUCGUCGCUCCUCCUCCCUCCUUUGAAACUGAGGUAGACAAGCCAGAUGGAGAUCUUGAAGACGAUGACGACGAGUGGGAGACUGAGCCAAGCGGGGAGAGUAACGAGACCAGCGAGAAUACAUGGGAGGCUGUUGAGACCGAAGACAACACCUGUGCAGGCCAGCUCCUUGCAGACGACGGCGGCGAGGACAGCGACAGCUUCAUUCCCAACGACGAUAUUGAAGCAGUGUUGCUGGCGCUGAUUGAAGACCAGGAGAAGGCCCUGCCACCACCUGCCCCUUACGUCUCCCAAACUGCAGCACAAAAGGAGGAACGCACGCAGGCCGCCACGGAGCCUCUCAAGGAGGAGAAAGGCUCAGAGAGGGAGGCGUCUCCUGAAGUCACUAUCGGUUAUGAAUGUCGGGACAGAAAGUCGACUUUUUAUGCAUCAGAAACUGAAUCUGAAGGAGAGCUCGUGCCCUGCGAGGACAAGUGUGUGGGCACCACUGACCACAGCGACGAGGACUUGAAUUUGUCGGCCCGAGAGAAUGUGCCGCGUGAGGCCGGGGUCAGCCAGAACACGAUGAACAAGUGCCAAGAAAAGGACCUAAGUUUGGAUACGAGCAAACAAUAUACCUUGGCGGCGCCUGAGGUGCAGGUGGGCGGCUCAUCUCCGUCACCCGAGAUUCCAGAGGUUCCUGAGGAAGGAAAAUGUAUGGGCAACUCAGAAAGUGCCAAAGAGAAAGACAAGAUCAACGGUAAAAAGACUGUCAAAAAGAAAGGCAAGAAAAACAAGCGAGAUGUGAAGGUAGAGCCUGUUGUUAUUCCCCCUGAUGUAACAGAGCGACCCAAACUUGUGCGUGGCAGAGCUUGGAAGGAGAAAAAGGAGAGGAUAAAUGCUCACCGGAUGGCACUGCUAAAUCUCUCCUUCGGUAAAGAAAUUUGUGAGCCUGAGGUUGUGGAAGGUACGUCCAACCUUCUUACAGAGACUUACACUGAGACGACCCUUCUGACCCCCACGAGGUGUCCCUUGGGUACCACUGUGUUCACCGAGAUGCCGUGCACUGCUUGCUCCUCAGUAUCAGGGGAGUUUAGUGAGCCAGACAGCUUGCAUGAUAACUGCAAGUGUAGAGAACAGCAACUACAAGACGCUGGAUUGGUAGCGCUGGUGGCGGAGGUGAAGACAUGCAAGGAAGCCCCAAAACCCCCUUCUCCAGUGCUUGUUUCGAGCCUCUCUCCGUCCACCGUGACAGUGCAGGUGACUGGCGCGAGCGACGAGGAAGACUGCCGGGCUUACGAAGUUCCCUCACCAACAGAAGACACAAAUGAGUUCUUCAUCGUCAAGACUCAGACUGUCGCGUCUCCCUCUCAGGUUCUGAAGGAAUAUGUGGAAGACACAGAGUCAGAAGAUGAAGCGAAGCUCCAAGAAGAGGAAGACAGCAAAGCAAACGUCUCUCAAGAACUUCCCGCUGUCACCUGCGAAUCGCCGCCGACAAGCGAAAUCUCUUCUAGUAAAACUGGAGAAAACGAGGAUUCCAUUUAUAUUGAUGCCGAUGGUAGUCGUUGCUCAGAUACCAUAAGUGACUCAUUUGAUUAUGAAAAGUCGUUUCCUAACGUGUUGGGCACUCAGCAGCUCAACCUGAUAUAUUCGUAUGACUCAGGUCCUGAUUCAGACGUGGAGUCAGGUCAGGGAAGCAUUGAGAGUGGAGGCCAAACUCUUGACCCUGAGGGGAGUGACAUGAAUACUAAUCUUGAAAAGGAUGGCGACGGCGAUAGAAUGUACUCGUCUGGCUGGGGAGAAAUUAUUUACGAAGGUCCUUGUUUGUGUGGGGAGACCGAGGCCAUGAGUGAACGACGGUCUCCCUCGGCAGGGCAGGGGGGUGGCGGUGGGGCGGGGGUGUCUAGUGCCGAAGAGCAGUUCUGUGUUCCGGCGGUGCGGGUUAGUGACGCCACCGAUGUCGUGGCAGGUGAUGGUAACGAGGCAAAGGAAGAAGACACAGGUAGUGAAUUCCCGCCGGAUAUCAUGGGAAGCAACCAGGAAGACCAGGGCUCCGAGAGUGUGGGCAGUGCCAAGGACAUAAGGCUGAGAAUAAAUGAAAUCGUGGGUGCGCGCUUGCUGCGUGACCGAGGGCGCGGCGCGAGCCCCGGUGUGAAGGAAGAGGGCGGGGCACGCGAGGAACAUCUUGGCGGUCGUGAAGAAUCGCCUCUGCCAGGCUCCUCCCCGGCCUCCAGCUCAGGCGUGCAGGGCUCCGACGAGAUGUCUUUGUCGAGGUCACGUUCGCGGUCCCCUUCGCGGGAGGAGUCUGUCUCCCCGGGGUGCAGUCCUCGCAGCGUGCCGGAGAGCCCCGCGGAGCCCCGCCCCAGCCACUCGCCCCAGCAAGACAGGUAUGAGCGCGAGGCACUGGAGAGUCUGCGGGCGCUCAGGUUUGAAGGCAACAUCGAGACCAGUCCAGAGAAAAGCGUCCCUGUGGACUGCAGCUUCAGGACGUUCAGGGACAUGUAUCAGAUUAACCCCAUUUACCUCACUGACUCGGACGACCAUGACGACCUGAACGAGUCGGACACGGUCGUGCCAGUCUCCACCAGUCUCGACUACGACCCAGAGAGGUCCAUCACCGUUACCAACUGUUCCCCCGACCCUCCGGAGCUCAGACCAUCCCCGCCUCUACACGGAACCCACGCCACUAAAAAGGUCCCCAAAGUUACUAAGCUCCUGCGGGAGACCCAAGGUAUCGUGCAGCGGUGGGAGGUGCUGCAGGCCCAGGCGGUGGAGCGGCAGCGGCAGAGCAGCCAGGUGAGGGAGCUGCAGCGGCAGGUGAAGACUCUGCGCCUGUCGCUGGAGGCCCUCGGGAAGCACGCCAGCGAGCUCACCAAGGCAGAUGACAUCGACAGCCGCGUCAAGCUCAUCCAGAAGCUGCAGGAGGCCAAGGCCCUGCAGCUGGAGGUGUCGGCGAGGAAGACAGAGGUGUCGAGCAUCAACUUGGCGGUGCACAGGUUCCUCACAGAAACCGGCUAUUCCCUGGCCAGCCUCAAGGACGACGUGGCGGACCUCUACCGACUGUGGGACGAGGCUGAUAGGCGAGUGAGCAGUGAAGUGUCACGGCUGGAGAACGUGGACGCCGCAUGGAAGCUGUGGGAGUCGCAGGCAGAGGAGCUGACCAAGAUGCUUCGUCAGGACAGUGACACGCUGAGGGUCCUGGACGUGGCCAUUCAGACAGGCUCGAUGACCGACACCACCACAGCAUCCAUGCAGGGCGUGGCGCGGCUCCUCAAUGAGAAACGCAAGACACAACCUGGCAAGAAGUUCCUGCUGCAGCACACCAAGACGCAGAGUGUUGACAUCCAGGGGUCCUCGCUGUCCCUGACGGCAUCGGGCGACGAGUGUUUGAGCGACUCCGGGACGUCUGGCUACGAGUCUUGUUCCUCGGAGGAGCUGAGCGAGCGGGAGCGACGGCUGGCUAAUCUGCGUCGGCUGGCGCGAGACCUGGAGGCCUCUCUCCACCCCAACUCACAGGCGUGGGCCGCCAUCUGUAAGACGUUGUCCAGUGCCGAGGCGGAGCUGAAGGGCUUGCAGCAGCACUGCCGGGAGCUGGUGGUGAGGUCCUCGGAGACGCUGGACCAGGCCAAGACGUCACCGCAGCUCAGAAGGAGAAUGUGGUCCAAAGACUGCAAGGUCGGUAAGGCGUGUCGUCGCUCCAACACCGUGAGUGGCAGUGGGCGUGGCGGAAGCCGCCGCGGAUGGGUGUGGCGCGUGGUUCGUGCAGCGCUGCCCUUCCAAGCAGCGCUGCUCCUCCUUUUUUGUGUGGCUUGCUUGCUGGAGCCCAACUGCUGUGACCACGUGAACACCCUUAACCUGUCCUUAAGUCCACAGCUCCGCUACGUGCACGGACCGCCGCCCGUGUGAAGGCCGCGUCGGUGCUGUGUUCACAACCGUUGUACCUGAGCUUCGUGCCAGGUGUAAAUACCCCGCCGAGUGUACAUACCAUGGUCUGGUGUACAUUUUGGGCAGCACGGAGAGCUGUAAGUCCCCUGGUCUCAUGUUCACUUUAGAUGUACAUACAAAUCGGAGGCGUGACCGCACACGCCUCCCUGUACACUGUGUGGCCAGGGGCGCGGCGAAGCGCGGGGCGGAGUGGCCCGGGCAGGCGCGGCGGCCGCAGCAUGGCCGGCCGGCCGAGACCCCGCCGUGCGGGUCCUGACAGCGCCCCGCAUGGCGUGAGGGGCGGCCGCGUUCCGCACGCUGCUCAGCACUCACAUCAUGUCAGGUCUCAUAUUUUUGUAUCAUCACAUGUACUGAUAUCGUGUGAAUGAACUGAAUGUUGAGUUUGGUGUAUGAUUUGUGUUAGCAAGCUUGAUUAUGUUUGGGUAUGUCUGUGGCCACGUACUUUUGGGGCUGAAAUAGUUUUAAGCAGUGUGAAAAUUGUAUUAUUUAUAUGAUACCCUGUAAAUGUGUAAUUACAAAGGAUGUUUGAUAUCGCUGAUUCUCCAAGUUCCAAGGGGGACUAAAGCAAGGCAAGUUCAGGGGUUGGCUGCCUCAAGUCGUAUCUCUCCCACCACCGGGAAGUGGCUUGCCGAUCCAGCAGCUUAGGCUUGAGUCCUCUAUGUUUUAUGUAAAUUUGUUCCAAAUAUUGACCAAACACAGUCCGGGCUGCAAUGGAGACACUGCCCCUGAGGCGUCACAACUCCCGCAGGCCCGGACUGACCAGGCAGUGCCGGGCGCCCAAUCUGCAGCACAUACAAGGUUGCAGGAAGCAGGGAAGCCAGUGCCUUAGUGCCAGGGCGCCGUGUGGCCAGUGGCUCAGCUCCACUUCAUGCCCUAAGCGUCGUGACUGGCGGCUCGCACUGCCUAACACUGAUUUGACAAUACUUUUUUUUUUUUUUUUUUUUUUUGCAAGUGAGUUACUGCCUGAGCCAGACGGCUUCACGCGGAGCAGCCACACGUGGCUCCUCACUGGCCAAGUUAACACCGCCGCAGGCUGGCCUCAGGACGAAGCUUCUCGCAGGAGCUGCAUCACAGCCGCUAAAGCUUUCAUUUACCAGGGGCCGCCAGCAGCGGGCCGAUGCGUGGUGGUGAGCGAAGCCAACAAUUUGGUGGUCAGGUUGUACCGCAGGUCACACUGCUCGCGCUAUAGCUUCGGAAAGUUAACUUUGGCAAAAGCAUCAAAGCUUUGUUCUCCAUCUGCCUGAGCAUCGUCACCUGACGUUGCCAAUGACAUUGGCCGUGCCCACGAGCCUCUGUAACGUCCCGCCACUGUUAGUGUCUUGGCCCACCUUCGGGAGGUUGCCAUCAAGGAAGCGGCACUGCCGGGAUGCGAGCGUGGUGGCUGUCAUGAGGACGCUGACCGUUGUGGCGAUCUUUAGCAAUGCUCGAGACGCCGCGCGAGAUCGUGUCAGCACGGUCGCUGGUGUGCCUCGGGCCACUACUCUAGCUAAUGUAAGGCAUGUAACACCCUAGAGUAGCUUGACCAUCAGCUCCGGCUCUGGUAACGAGGGUGGGGCGGGAUUCCUCGUGGCCCGGAGAGGCGUGUGCUCUAACCACUGAGACCAACACCAAGCAAUAAGUCACGCCAGUAGUUGACAUGAAGGAAUCUUGCCUCGCUGCAGUACUUCGUAGCCUUAAGGUCACUGCUUUGCCAGAGCAGCAGGAAAACGGCAGGAUCACUGGUAAUCCACCAUUUAUUGACACCUUCAUGUGCAUCUUAUGCACGAUCAGGCCUAAAAAGAAUCGAAAGUAGACGUUGCGCAAAGGAGCACUUGCCAUUCUUCCUGUUACUCUGCCAAAAAGUAGUUUUACAGGCAGCGUGCUGGGCGGCGCUGGGUCCCUCAUGCUGGGGGAUGGCGGCGCCACAGCACGGCCGCCUCGGGUGUGCGCGCAGAGGGUAUUCAAAAGAACUUAACAAUUCACACUGCAUUUCAAUCUAUUCAAACAUAUCCUUAUUUGAUCAGAAUGGGUGAUUGUUUUUAUUUUCUUAUGGUGCUAAUGAAGAUGAACUUUGUGUUCUUAUUUGAUCAGCAGAUUAUUAGUAUGUAGCGAGCAUGCCAAAGGCUUCUUAAGUAGUCUUGAAGUGAAUGAUUAUGUUGUAGGGUAUUGUGAUUUUUUAAUGUGCAAAAAUCAGAAUUUAUAAUUUAUUUUAUAUGAAAUUUUGUAAGAAUUACUCGGGGGAGUAACUACUGGGCGAUUGUUCUUAGUUCACUAAAGGUUGGACGUCGGGGCGGGGGUUGUACCUUUGUAGCUUAAGACACUGGAGAAAGAAACUGUUGCCAAUGAUACCAACAAAUUUAAUGCCACAGUCAUUGUUCCUAAAUGUAGAAUGUGCUCAUUUAUACGCCUCGGGAGCCCGGGAGUCUGUCCUGGCACGAGCGGGACAACAAUGCAGGCCAACACCGCGAGCAGGUCAAGUGUCCCAGCGCUGGACGCUACAAACAACUUGCGGGAAUGCAGCGCUUCUCGGCCCUACGGGUCCGGGGCGCCAAGGUUACCGGGUGUGCAAGCUGGAGUUUGCCGGCCCCUUCCAUGCAUUUUAUGAUUGCUGAUGCUGAUUUAGUUGUAGUUUUGUCUUAUUACCCUAAGACUGCUGUGCGAGCAUUUCUUAGAACACUUCUAUCACAGAUCCUUCAAACGCCUCCCUGUUUUAUUUUGUGUGUUUGUGUGUGUCGCAAAAGACUUUCACGCAGGCGAACUCCAAGCCCGGUGACAGGUCUGAGUCAGGCGACUCCCGCUCCCCGCUACUGUCGCUGCUACCUACCACUCUGCAGGCUUGUGUCGCCCCGCGAGGGUGUGACGGGCUGAUCUGUCGUCACGGUUGUAACAUUAGCCAGGGGGGGAUGUUCUGGGGAAUCUUGGCCCAUUACCGGUUGUCUCGUCUCCCCACACAGCUUCAGACGGCCUUCUUCUUAUUCUUGUCUUUCAAAACUUGCCUUCAUUCUCGUCGGCAUCCAAAUUCUCAAUAUUCCACACCGACAUGGGCGGUCCCUGUACUGCUGGUGUCGGGACCCAGAAGGCGGCCAUCCAGGAGCUCAAAAUACUCCCUCAGACUAAGUCAACUGCCCCUCUUGUCAGUCGUCUCAGAAUCAGUCACCGCUUAUAGUACCUUCAGUAAUCGCUUCUCCCCUCACUCCCCACCAAGCCGGUAAUGCCUCAGGUCACCCAUGAAAUCUCCUCUACGGUUUACAGUACAAAAAAAGCCACAAUAUGUUCUUUUAUAAGUGCCUUAGUGUUGCUGUCUUGUAGGUGUGUAGUAACGACAGGUGUGUGCCCACGCCAAAUAUCUGGCGACAAUAAUCUCCGACAAGGGUGUGGGUCGCGACUCGUGCCUCCCAGAGCCAUCGCUGCUCGGGGGGGCGAGGUCAGAUCGGCGUCCCUUGUUGGGCAGGAUAAUAAAUGAAAGCUUGAUUCAGCGCUGCUCCCUUACGGCUUCUUAGCUUAGAUAUUUUAUUUGAGUGUGUCAUUAAGCCUGAAUAUGUUUACCUGUGUUUUAUUUGUAUUUAUAUUUUCCAACACCUAACACCAGGUUCUUUCUCCCGUAUUUAACUUAAUAAAAUGCAGAUGAGC